Pangasianodon hypophthalmus (striped catfish) is the source of this 3971-nucleotide messenger RNA. It is a transcript of the gene tie1, whose product is annotated as tyrosine kinase with immunoglobulin-like and EGF-like domains 1. The record is from RefSeq and is a predicted model, not a curated record. Gene Ontology annotation, biological process: multicellular organism development; protein phosphorylation; cell surface receptor protein tyrosine kinase signaling pathway. Gene Ontology annotation, cellular component: signaling receptor complex. The transcript is spliced from 22 exons. Bases 267 to 3353 code for a protein of 1028 amino acids. Gene Ontology annotation, molecular function: transmembrane receptor protein tyrosine kinase activity; protein binding; ATP binding. Lineage: Eukaryota; Metazoa; Chordata; Actinopteri; Siluriformes; Pangasiidae.
AGUGGAGUGGUCAGUGAGCUGAAAGAAGAGAUUCGGGAUUUGGUGUGUGAAAUGUGGACAUUCGAUCAGAAAGGACAGUUCUUGUGACAGAAAAUUUUACUUCAAGUUCCUUUACUUCAAGUUCCACACUCCCUUUGGAAAUGUGUAAUACUGUACACUGCCACCUGCGAAACUGGGAAACCCCACUGGAAUGUGUUUAUUUCUGAUGCCUAAAACACUUGGAUAAUUUUGCUUGGAUUUCCAAAUAGAAAAGCAGGAUUUAAGUAAUGAUUUACCUCAUCUGCCUUUUGUGUUUCAUCGGCACAUCAGAUGCAGUCAUGGAUCUCACCAUGACAUCAAAUGGGCGCAGUUCUUCGCAGCACUUUGCCCUCUCCUGCGUCACAGGGGAGCGCAACACUGAUGGAUUAGAACUUAGCAUCAAAAAAGACAACAGCAUAAUGCGUAUGACAAACAUGCCUCGUUUCACUGUGCAACAGCCUCACUCUAGAGAAGUGCUGGCUUCUGGUUUUAGUGGCAUGGAGCACAAGGGCAUCUUUUACUGCCAUUUGAAACAGGGCUCAAAUCACCAGACCACUGUCACUCUCAUCAGCAACUACAAUAACGGUCACCUCAGACCACAGAGGCUUUCUCUUGUGACUAAUAAAGGAGAUAUGGUACAUCUGGCAAUGGAAGUUGUGGGCAAGGAGGAAAGAGAUGUCACAUGGAAAUUUAAUGGCAAUUAUUACUACAUGACCAACUGGGGAGAUGUUGAAAAUCAGACAGCAGUUCUCACCAUAAAUGAUGUUAAGCCAAGCAAUGCAGGGAUAUACAGUGCAAGCUACGUAGGAGACAGUCCCAUCUAUGGAGCCUGGAUGCAUCUAAUUGUUCGCGAUUGUCCAAAGAACAAAUGGGGCACAUCCUGUGACAAGGAAUGUCCUGAGUGUCUUAAUGGUGGUGUGUGUCAUGACAAAGAUGGAGACUGCGUUUGUCCUCCAGGCUUCAUGGGGACACGCUGUGAGACAGCUUGUCGAGAAGGUAUGUUUGGAAGAAACUGCCAGGAAUCCUGUAAGGCGGAAAAUGGAUGCCAGGGUCAGACCUUCUGCCUUGUUGAGCCGUAUGGCUGCUCCUGUGCAAGUGGCUGGUAUGGACAUCACUGCAACAAACCCUGUCCUGAGGGAAUGUAUGGAGCUGACUGUCGUCUGAGCUGCAAUUGUAAAAACAAGGGUAAAUGUAGUCGCUUCAGUGGCUGCCAGUGUCCUACUGGUUGGAGAGGACAACACUGUGAGAAACUAGAUCAUGCUCCACAAAUCCUUGACAUGGCUAGGAACCUGGAGUGGAACCUGAAAUCCAGCCCAAAAAUCUUAUGCUCUGCCACAGGCAAUCCUCUUCCCAGCCAUACCAGCUUCGAGCUACGCAAGCUGGACAGCACAGUUCUUAUGCAGGCCUCCCACAUCACAAUGGACUCAAACAAGAGCACAGCUCAGUUUGAGAUUCCACACUUGAAUGCAGAGCAUGGGGGGCUCUGGGAAUGUCGGGUCUCAACUAAGGGUGGCCAAGACUUCUGUAAGUUCAACCUGACUGUUAAAGAGCCCCCCUAUCCAACCACUCCUCCAAAACUGAUUGAGAAGAGCAGCAAACAGCUAGUUGUAAAGCCUAUGGAGAGCUACAGAGGAGAUGGACCCAUUUUGUCUAUAAAGAUCCUCUAUAAGCCCACGGAGUCAGAACACCCCUGGUCUUCCAUUAUAGUGUAUGGUGAGGAGCCUAUUACACUAAUGAACUUAAAGCCUAUGACUAAAUAUCAGGUUCGGGUGCAGCUUACCCGGCCAGGAGAUGGAGGAGAGGGGCCUUUGGGUCCAGAAGUUACCAUGGAGACAGACUGUCCAGGUCCCUCUUCCCCAAGGAAUGUCCAGGCUAACCCCUUGACCGUCAGCACAGUUCAGGUUCGCUGGGAGCCCCCUGAGGAGCCCAAUGGAGACAUUGUGAAAUACGUCAUUGAAUACCAGCCAGUGGGCCAGGACAGCCUACACCCAUGGGUGGACACUGAUGAUGGGAACAAGACCACCAAGGAUGUGACAGCAUUAAAUGGCAGUACCUUAUACCAGUUUCGUGUGCGAGCUUUCUCAAAGGUGCCCGGGGAGUGGAGCAAGUUUGUGCAAGCCAGAACCCAAGGAGAUGGCCCUGCCAGAUUCAUUCCAACCACUCAGGGGGUUGGAAGGCCUAGGAAGGAGGAGCAUCAGCUGCUCUGGGCCGUGAUUGGCUCAGUGGCAAUCACCUGUGUCACCAUCCUGCUAGCGCUACUGGUCCUCUUCUACAUACGAAAAUCCAUUGUCAAACGCAGACGCACCUUCACCUACCAAUCCGGAUCUGGAGAAGAGACCAUCCUGCAGUUCAACUCGGGGACUCUCACACUGACUCGAAGACCAAAGCCCAACCCGGAACCCCUAACCUACCCUAUUCUGGAAUGGGAAGACAUUAAGUUUGAGGAUGUCAUUGGUGAAGGGAAUUUUGGGCAAGUCAUUAAAGCCAUGAUCAAAAAGGAUGGAACCAAAAUGAGUGCUGCAGUCAAAAUGCUUAAAGAGUUUGCCUCAGAAAAUGACCACCGGGACUUUGCUGGGGAACUGGAGGUGCUGUGCAAGCUGGGCCAGCAUCCCAACAUUAUUAACCUUCUAGGAGCUUGUGAAAACAAAGGUUAUCUAUACAUUGCUAUUGAGUAUGCUCCCUAUGGGAAUCUCCUGGAUUUCCUGAGGAAGAGUCGUGUUCUGGAGACGGAUCCAGCUUUUGCUAAAGAACAUGGCACUGCCUCCACACUCACUUCACAGCAGCUCCUGCAGUUCGCCGCAGAUGUGGCAACAGGCAUGCAUUACCUUAGUGACAAACAGUUUAUUCACAGAGAUCUGGCAGCCAGAAAUGUACUGGUUGGAGAAAACCUGGUGGCAAAAAUUGCUGAUUUUGGACUCUCACGUGGAGAAGAGGUGUAUGUCAAAAAGACCAUGGGGAGACUUCCUGUACGAUGGAUGGCUAUUGAAUCCCUCAAUUACAGUGUCUACACCACAAAGAGUGAUGUUUGGUCUUUUGGGGUGCUCCUGUGGGAGAUUGUAAGUUUAGGAGGAACUCCUUACUGUGGGAUGACCUGUGCUGAGCUCUACGAGAAGCUUCCUCAGGGCUACAGGAUGGAGAAACCCAGAAACUGUGAUGAUGAAGUGUAUGAGUUGAUGAGACAGUGUUGGAGGGACAGACCUUACGAAAGGCCGCCAUUUUCUCAGAUAUCUGUUCAGCUGAACAGGAUGCAGGAGGCAAGGAAGGCCUACGUAAACAUGGCUCUGUUUGAGAACUUUACCUACGCUGGAAUAGACGCCACCGCUGAAGAGGCCUGACUACUCGCCCCCCCAGAUUCCGGCAGGUUCCACAGUCAGAGGGAGUCUCAGCACAGCAGGGCGAUACGUUACUGCCAGCCCCCUGUUGUUCGAUUCCAUCGCUCAAAGAAGAAGCACUUGCCCGUGACUAUGGGCUGUAGAGGAAAGACUGUGAAAGGACACUUGUAGAGUCCCUACUCCCUUCCGUUAAGCUGUGGAUGAUCUCAGAUUAUUGUUAUACACUGGUCAGCUUGAUGAUAUAUCAGUGUUUGAAUGCUCAAAAAAGGGCAUCUAAAAGAGAUCACAUUUGUGCUGUACCUGUACCUGCUGGGAUCUGUGGGGAUUUUGACAUCUCUGUGAAUAUAUUGUUCGCUAUUAUGCGUUGCCUUGUAACAUUGUUGCAAUGGAAAAACAUAUCAAUGCAGUUCAUACAGAUGGACAUCGUUCUAUGUAGCACUAAAUAUAAUGACAGAAAAACAAGUGUACCAUAGUCAUUUCAGCACUACAUGUAUACUGUAUAUUUGACCUUGGCUGAUCUUAUAUGUUUGUAAAGGCAGUGUUCAUAAGGCUACAUGACACCCUUAAAAGCUUUUCCUGAUAGCUGACAUAACAAAUAUAAAUUAAAGGCUUAUUCUGACA